Messenger RNA from Exophiala bonariae, 1533 nucleotides. RefSeq lists its product as uncharacterized. The transcript has a single exon. Gene Ontology annotation, molecular function: protein binding. NCBI's taxonomy places the organism in Eukaryota, Fungi, Ascomycota, Eurotiomycetes, Chaetothyriales, Herpotrichiellaceae. The record is from RefSeq and is a predicted model, not a curated record. Bases 1 to 1533 code for a protein of 510 amino acids.
AUGGCUAAGAGGAAGCGAGAAGUUAACCCGACCAGCAAGUCUACCACCAGCAGCAAUUCUAGGGAUAAUAGUACAGUCUCCAAAAUCGUCAAGACCAACGGCCAUAUCGAUGUCAAGACCGUAGAACCCGUUGUUCAAAUUAUCACAGGCUCAUAUGAGCGAGUCUUACACGGUAUCACGGCAACCAUAUCAGAUUUGUCACAUGCAACUCCGUCUGUCAAAUUUGCAGAUUCGUUUCUUUUCAAUGCACACGCAUCCGCAAUUCGAUGCCUAGCAUUAUCACCACUCCCAGAGUCAGGAUCAGACGACACUCAAGGGGUGUAUCUGGCAACUGGUGGAUCAGACGAGAAGAUCAACGUUUUCAGUCUAUCAGCCUCUCCAGUCGUUGAAGAUGGCAAGUUUCCAGCAAUGCCAUCGGUGGGCAGCAAGGCAAUAUCAGAGAAUCCUCUGAACCGGGAACUGGGCACCCUCUUGCAUCAUUCUUCCAACAUUAGUGCAUUACAUUUCCCCACAAGAUCGAAAUUACUCUCAGCGUCCGAAGACAACACGAUUGCGGUCACGAGGCUGAGAGACCUCACUGUUGUUUCGACCGUUAAGGCACCGCACCCUAAAGUCCAAGGUCAACCGAGCGGCGACACGGCACCGCCAGGUGCAACACCAGCCGGAGUCAAUGACUUCGCCGUGCAUCCUAGUCUGAAGCUCAUGGUCAGUGUCGGACGAGGUGAGCGAUGUAUGAGACUGUGGAAUCUGGUAACAGGAAAGAAGGCUGGCGUUCUCAACUUCAGCCGAGAGAUUCUGCAAAGCGUGAAAGAGGGGAAAUACAGCAGUGGUGAAGGACGCCGGAUAAGAUGGAGUCCAGACGGAACCGAAUUUGCUGUGGCCUUCGAGCGUGGUGUCGUCGUGUUUGGCGAGGAUUCCAAACCAAGAUGCAAGAUUCUACCUCAGCCACUCACGAAGUUACACCAGAUCUCAUACCUGUCUAUACCCAACGGCUCUAAGGACCAGCCAAUGACCACGAUCCUUGCAGUGUCAACGGAAGAUGGCAGGAUUUCAUUCUACAAUACCGACAAGCUCGCUGUUCCAGAAGCUUCUCCGUCCACAAAUGGUAAAGUCUCUGCGCCAGCAACGACAAUACCUGAUGCGAUUCUCCAAGGAGAACUCGGCGGCAAGGCAGGAGGGAUUUCCGGCCGGAUCAAAGACUUCGAGGCACUUACAGCUGCCUCCCAGACCGAUUCUUCUCCAUCGUCUCGAGGCAGUGGCUUGAUUGUCGUCACAGCGAGUAGUGAUGGGACCAUUCGGGUCUUCUCGCUCAUGUCUCAGGACCUGGAGGCUACAAUUGAGGCAGGCCAGCCAGCGCCGCAAGUCGGCACAUUGGUGGGCUCUUAUGAAACGGGAAGUCGAGUCACGUGUCUCAAGGCCUUUGUUAUGUUGCCUGCAACAAAAACUGGGGACGAUGAAGUCGACGACGAUUUUGAGGGGUUUGAUCAAUCGAAUGGAGAGGAUGAUAGUGAGAGCGAAAGCGAGAGUGAUUGA